GAAAAAUGCCAACCUCACCACAAGUGUAGACAUUAAGCUAGGCUGAUGGAAGACUGCUUCUGUCAACCUAGCUACUAUUGCUUAGAAUGUAGUGUUCCUACACUGAUGGAAAAGGUCCUGCAUCAGUGUACAGUAUGUCAGCACUACAGGGUUUUGCUGGCAUAGCUACAGCACUGUAGCUAUGCUGGUGUAGUCCCUGUAGUGUAGACAUGGCCUUAAUCAUUGUGCUCAUGGCGAUUAAAGCAAAUAACUUAUUGCAGCACUGAAAGGAAUGAAACUUCUAUAGAGUUUUGUACAUAGUUGUCUUCUGUAACAAGGAAGUAAAAUAUUAUCAACAAAAGAAUUAGUAAACAUACUUGAGAUGCAGUGAAGAAACGAACUUAUGCCACUAUACGGUAGUGCUCCAUAGAUGAGAGUGAAAUAUUCAGCACUGAAACUAACUAUUUUACUGUGGGAGACCGUCUUUCAAAUCUUUCUCCCCCUCUGCGGAGAGCUCCGGAGGAAUUGACCCUGGAUCUCUAACAUCCCAGAAGCCAUUAAAAACUCAGAAAAAGAAAGGGAAUGGAACCAAGAGAGAAAAUAUUAAUCCUAAAAUACUUUCUAAGCAUCUUUAAUGGAAUUUUCUUGGUUUUAGGUCUUAUGCUUAUGAUGUUCAGUGUGUGGCUUCUAAUUGACAGAAACAAUUUAUUCACUGUUUUAUCCUUCACAGGUGAGAACCACUUGGUAGCAUACAUUUCUUAUAUGUUGCUUGUAGUUGGAUCCAUCAUUGUUUUUAUUUCAUUCUUGGGAUUCCUAGGAAUCUUUGAAGAAAUCAGAUGGUUACUAAUUCUGUAUCUGGGACUCAUAGUCUUGCUGUUUGGUAUCCAAGUUGCAAUGCCAGUGCUAAUAUAUACAAGAAAAGAAGAGGUCCAGAUUAUGUGGAAUGACAGAAUUGAUGCAGUUAUUUCUAACUAUGGGAACAAAAAUCUGACUGGAAGAGAACAUGAGUGGGAUAUUCUGAAUGCUGUGCAGAAUACUCUGGAAUGCUGUGGAAGACACAAUUCUACAGACUGGAAAAAGAAUGAAAAUAAAGAACACACAAAUCAGGUCCCAUGUUCAUGUACGAAAUCUAAUAAGGAGGAAUGGUUUUGUGAUGUCUCCGCGAAUGAUGUGUACAUUAAGGGAUGUGACGAGUAUAUUAAAAUGUGGUUUGAAAACAACACUUUGGUCUUAAUUGCAAUUAAUAUUGCACUGCUAACUGUAGAGGUCCUCCUGUUCACACAAGGUGUAUUGCUGUUCAAAAACAUCAAGAAGAAUAAAAUUUCACUAAAGGAAUAAAGAAAGAUUUUUGGUGCUGUUAUAUUGCAUGAAUUAUCUAAUAAUUCUUUAAUCCAGAGGUUCCUGAACUUUUCUUAUUGUGUACCCCCUUCCAGAUCUAUCAGGUGCCCAUGUACCCCUACCCCUCUCAUCACUGAUACUUUGUGUGUUCUUCUUAACACUACCAGUCUUUAGCCAUCUGUCCAUAUUUCACUGUUAUGUACAGAUAUAGUUAUAGUGUGACAUACAACCAAAAAAAACCCUUAAAUUCUGAGCUAAGAUAGACUGGACAGUUGCUGGCCAACUGAACCUGUGCUGUACAGUGUUUGGAGGUGAGGACAGGGCUGGAUUUACACCUUACGCACUCCUAGGCACAGCAUCUUCAGUGCCCCCCUCCCCCGACUACAGUUGACCUUUGUGUUGCACACAAUUUUAGAGAGGUAGGGCGCCCCUAGAAUGCUAGCGCCCCUAGGGACGUGCCCUACUAUGUCUGGCCCUGGGUGAGGACUCUGUACAUCAGCGUCUUCGUGUAUCUGUGUUCUCAUUGAUACAUCAUGAAGUAAAUUACCUACCAUAUUUUAUAUAAAAAAUUCCCACAGAGUUUUAAAGAUUUGUCUAGGUAGCCUAUUAUGAAAAUGUAAUAAAUAAAAUAAUUAAUAAAUAAAAUCCACCAUUACACGAUUUUUCCUGUGUACCCCUCCGAGAUAUC
Mauremys mutica (yellowpond turtle) is the source of this 2005-nucleotide messenger RNA. RefSeq names its product tetraspanin 19 (gene TSPAN19). Bases 562 to 1317 code for a protein of 251 amino acids. NCBI's taxonomy places the organism in Eukaryota, Metazoa, Chordata, Testudines, Geoemydidae. Gene Ontology annotation, cellular component: membrane. The transcript is spliced from 10 exons. The record is from RefSeq and is a predicted model, not a curated record.